CAUCGCUGGGGAGCCACCUGUGACAUCAAGAUCAAGAUUGAUGUAAACAAAUAAAUUCAAACGAGGAGGAAGCCGAAACAUUGCAGAAGAGGAGGAAGAACGCCAAAGUUUUCUUAUUGUUUACCUUUGUUUGCCUCUUCGACGCUCUGUAGCCCCGUCCAGAAGAUUACUGCUGCCACCAUGGAGAGGGAGAACAAGGACAAGCAUAUCCAGGAGAUGAACAACACCGUCAUCUCCGUCAGGAACAGACUGCGAAACAACACCAGCAUCAGCUCACUCCGAGAGAGGACCGCCAGACUGGCCGACGAGAAGUCCUCAAUCAAAAGGAUACAAGAGGAACUGCAGGAAAGCAUAAGAGAACUGUUGAGCUUGGCCAAGGCAGAGGCCAGUAGUUUGCAGUCAAUGAGCUCACAGUCUGUGGAUUCAGAGAAGAAGAACUUGACCUCCGAGCUCACUAAAAUUGAGAAGCAAAAGGAGGAGCUGGAGAGGGAGCUUGCGGGCGUUGGCAGAACCAUCACCCACAAGAAGGAGGUGCUCGAGAACCUGCAGAACCAGGCCGCCUCUUCCCAACAGGAGACAUCCACUUGCUUGUCAAAAAUCAGGGCAAGCUACGCACUCUACACCAAGCUCUCAAACAUCAAGUGGGACCACAACGCACCUGAGGGCAUCAUCAAGGGCUUUGUCAUGAAGCCGGAGGAGAGCCGAGUGAUCCCCUACAAGUUUGAGAAGGGGUCACACUCCCAGUUCUUCAUCACAAACUACAUCUGGGAGCAAAUCAACGCGGGCCAAGAUGAUCUCCUGGAGGAAGCCACACCAUCAGCCUGAACACACUAGUUGUAAACCCUAAUAUUAAUGUACUAGACUCGAUAUAUAUGGUAUUCAUUACGGGACUUUUACACUGUGUUAUGGCAGUUUCCCUAAUGUGGAUUAGUGUUAUUUUUCUAUAUACAUAAAGGUCUGAAAGUUUA
Messenger RNA from Eriocheir sinensis (Chinese mitten crab), 968 nucleotides. RefSeq names its product kinetochore protein spc24-like. The transcript has 6 exons. The record is from RefSeq and is a predicted model, not a curated record. The coding region runs from base 181 to 825 and encodes 214 amino acids. Lineage: Eukaryota; Metazoa; Arthropoda; Malacostraca; Decapoda; Varunidae.